Messenger RNA from Aspergillus nidulans FGSC A4, 1746 nucleotides. It is a transcript of the gene cps1, whose product is annotated as Gly-Xaa carboxypeptidase. Gene Ontology annotation, molecular function: hydrolase activity; metallocarboxypeptidase activity. The record is from RefSeq and is a predicted model, not a curated record. Lineage: Eukaryota; Fungi; Ascomycota; Eurotiomycetes; Eurotiales; Aspergillaceae. Bases 1 to 1746 code for a protein of 581 amino acids. The transcript has 3 exons.
AUGCGGUCUCCAUUUACCCCUCUAGCAAUCGGCUUUGGCUUCCUAUCCAACGCUGGGGCCUUGACAAUCCCUUCUUUUCCGCAGCAGCUCCUUGGGGCUUCGGCUGCAGAAGAGAUUUGCCCUCUUCCUGCAAAGGUCACUUUCGACGACAGCAAUCUCUUCCCAUCUGUUCAAUACUUCCAAAAUGAAACCAUCCUCCAGCGUCAAGUUGAUCGUCUUUCCAGAGCUGUUCAAAUCCCGACUCAGAUCACUGAUUACAUGACUGAUCCCAAUGACGACGCAUUUGCGCCCUUUGUUGACUUCCACAAGCUUCUUGCUGGGCUCUUUCCUCUUGUCUACUCCAAAGCCAAGAUCGAGCACGUCAACCGCUUCAAUCUUAUAAUAACACUUGAACCUCCCUCGGAAACUGUAGAAAAGAGAAAGCCCCUUCUCUUUACGGCUCAUCAAGAUGUGGUCCCUAUUAACGAUGCCUCAGACUGGACGCAUCCUCCCUUCUCAGGGUAUUUUGAUGGCGAGUUUCUCUGGGGACGAGGAAGCAGCGACUGCAAAAACGGCCUUAUCGGUCUUCUCUCUGUAGCCGAGGAUCUCCUAUCUCAGAACUGGACGCCAUCUCGACCGAUUGUCCUGGCGUUUGGAUUCGACGAGGAGGCACAAGGGUAUAUUGGUGCUGCGCGAAUCGCUCCGGUUCUGGAGGAAAGAUAUGGGAAAGAUGGAGUAGAAUUCAUCCUUGACGAAGGAGGUGGCGGUAUCACCACCCUUCGCUCAUCGUUAUCUUCCGCUGGAGAGGAAUUUGAGGACGAGAGUGUGAUUUACGCGCUCCCGGAUGUUGGCGAGAAAGGCGCCGUCACGAUCGUCCUUACCCUCGCUGUCCCUGGUGGCCAUAGUUCCGUUCCGCCCAGACAUACCGGGGUCGGCAUAAUGUCGGAAAUUAUUUACAAGCUAGAGAAUACUGAGCUUGACAUUUUCACGCCCAUUUUAGGGUCUAAUCACCCUUCUCGCCGAGUGUUUGAGUGCCAGGUCCGCCAUUCUCCUGAAUAUGUGGAGGACUGGCUUGCUUCUGCGCUUGACUCGGAUGAUCAGGCAGCAACGGCCGAAGCAAUUGCUAGGUCUCGUGGAGAAAGCGUUCGAUUCACUCUCCAGUCGUCCCAGGCAGCGGAUAUAUUCAAUGGAGGCAUAAAGAGCAACGCGCUUCCGGAAAAGAUCACCGCUGUCGUGAAUUAUCGCAUCGCAUUGCACCAAACCCCGAAGAUGCUCCAAGACCGAGCGGAGAAGAUCAUAGAGCCCAUUGUAGAGAAGUUCAAUUUGACCUGGUCCAGAUUCUUGGAUACCAACAAGGACGAGAUCAGCAGUGAAGUGGCAAGCAGUGGUCAUCUCACGCUCUCGACCCUAAAUUCUCCUCUCGAGCCAGCCCCCGUUAGCCCUACUGAUAUCGAUACAAGUCCCGUUUGGGCACGGUUUGCCGGUGUCGCCCGCUCGGUCUUCGAGUCUGUUCCAAGUCUGAAAGGCAAAACUGUCGUUGUUGGUGGGGACAUCACCACCGGCAACACGGAUACCAGGCUUUACUGGAACCUAUCGCCAAACAUUUACCGCUGGAGUCCCGCGCGCGAGGGCCGUGCGUUGAAUAUCCACACUGUGGAUGAAAGAGUUGGCAUUGAUGCUCACCUCGAGGCGAUGAUGCUGUAUUAUGAUCUGAUCCGGGCCUUUGAUGCAUGGGACGCUGCGGAACAACAAACCUCAGACCUUUGA